Dinoponera quadriceps is the source of this 2339-nucleotide messenger RNA. RefSeq names its product telomerase reverse transcriptase-like (gene Tert). Gene Ontology annotation, molecular function: telomeric repeat DNA binding; telomerase RNA binding. Lineage: Eukaryota; Metazoa; Arthropoda; Insecta; Hymenoptera; Formicidae. Gene Ontology annotation, cellular component: telomerase catalytic core complex. The coding region runs from base 183 to 2036 and encodes 617 amino acids. The transcript has 7 exons. The record is from RefSeq and is a predicted model, not a curated record. Gene Ontology annotation, biological process: telomere maintenance via telomerase.
UCUCGAUGUAACACGACUAAGACUCUGGCUAGAUCUAAACAUAAUUUAUAACGUGUAUACCACCAUCAAGGAGCAAAAAGAGAUUGAAACAUAUAUAAAGAGCAUAUAUAUCGAACACACGAAUCGCCUAUCCUUAUUAAUUCUACUCAAUUAUCGUUUCGCUGAAUGUAGUUAGUGUUAUUAUGACAGCUAUAAAUCGUUUGGACUUGCAGUUAAGCAAUACAAUAUCUAAUGCAAAUCAUAGGAAUCUUCUGAUGAACAUGCAAAGGACUUGCCAAAGGAAAAGACCAUUUCAAUGGAGGGACCAAAACCAAAGAAACACAAAACGUAGAAAGAAUGAAUUAGCACCACAAUUUAGUCACCAAUAUUUGGCAUUUAUUCCAAUUAAUAAAUAUAAUUCCGAGGUGAAAUUGUUUGAAUCUAGAUCUCAACUCAGAAAAACAGCUUGCACAAGAGCAAAAAUUUCAAAAUUUCACAUUUUAGAGACAGAAAAUACUAGUCAAGAUAUAUUUCAUAAGAUUAUAAGUAUGAAAGUUGGGCUCCAAGAAAAUGAUGAGCAUAUUGAUUUUUCUAAUAUUUCCCCAACACUCUCACCUAUAUUAGAAAAAUUCAAAAAGCAACAUAAGAAAUUUAAAUAUCUUGAUGAAUUAAAAAAUAUAAUGAAAAAAGCAGAGAAAAAGUUAGCAAAACAGAGAUACAAGGGUCAAAUACAUGUAUAUUUAUUAAAAUCUUUUUUUGGUUAUAUAUUAUACAAAAAUGUUCCAUUAGAAUUAUUUGGAACAAGGCAAAAUUUCAAAGCUGUGAAGAAAACUGUGCACCAUCUCCUGAAAACUCACCCUAUAAAGGAGAAAAUUAAAAGAAAAAAUGAACAUCUAAAUAAGGGAAGAGAUAUAAUUACUGCAGUAGGAUCAUUAAGCAUAGAACCAUUAUUGAAAAAGCUUGAUGUUUCCAAAAUUGAAUGGUUGUAUCCACUAAAAAAUAUAAAAGAAAAAUGGAUCAUCAUACUCAAAUUGUUGCAUUGGUUUUUUGCACAAUAUAUCAUAAAAAUUUUACAUAAAUAUACAGUAUUAAUAGGAAUAAGACAACAAUGGGUUUAUAUUACAAAAGAUGACUGGUGUCAAAUACAGGAUGCAUUUAUAAAUGAAAAAGUAAAAGCGGGUGAUCUUAUAUUGGUUAAACAGACGUUUGUAUACGACAAACAGGCAACACAGAAUACAUUAGAUUGUAUUAAGAAAUACAGAUUGGUUCCAAAUUCUCUUGGAUUAAGAGUUAUAGCAAUGUGCAAAGAUGAAAAAAAUUCUCUCAUUAUCGGGAUUAUUAUGACAUUUUUGCAGCAAUUAUAUUGCAAAUAUUUUAUAUAUGAAGAAGAAAUUCCAACUGUUCAACGUUGUAUUCAACAAAUUCUUAAUUUUAAAAAGUUAAACAAAACUAACUUGUAUUAUGUGCAUUGUGAUAUACAAGACGCGUUUGGGUCAAUAAUACAAGAGAAAUUACUUAACAUCAUUAAAACAUGUGUUAAACAACAUUUGCCCCUUUAUCUUAGCAUGUGUAAAUGCAGAAAAGAGAAAAAAUAUGUUAUCGAGAACAUAGGACUGUUUCAAGAAAUGUUGCCAUUAAAAAAUAUCCGUAUAAUCGAUAAAAAACCUACAAUGGUAGGAUGUAACAAAUUGAUCCCUAAGAUCUCUAAAUUAUUAUUAAAACAAAAGAUUAAAUUAUAUGGUAAAGAAUACUUGAUAAAAACUGGUGUACCACAAGGCUUGCGGUUGUCGCCAAUUUUUUCUGAUAUCUAUUAUCAAGACAUGUGCAAUAAGUUGUUCCCCAAAUUUAAAAGCAGCGGGCUUUUGUGUAGAUAUGUCGACGAUAUCUUGUUUAUCACUAAGGAAAAGAUAUACGCAGAAGAGUUUCUAAAAUUAGUCAGGAAAGGUAUACCCGAAUAUAAUGUGAAAUUCAAACUGAACCAAAUAAAAACGAACGUAGAAUUGCCAGUCUACAAACCCACGAAAGUAAAAUAUAUAGGAAAGCUCAUAUAUAUAUAAAUCCGGUCGUGAACAACAAGAUUGCGUACUCGUCCUCGUUUUCCAGAGGAUCCACAGUACAGCGAGAUCAAUUUAUGAGGUACGGAAGCGAUUUAAUCAUCGCAUCGACCGCAGCAUCGUGAAAUAGGACAUGGAUGCGCGAACGAUCUUGAAGUAAAACAGACAGUAUUAAAGUCACAAUAUUUAUAUAUAAUGAAUAUCGAUGUCAUUUUUGUUAUAAGUAAUCGCAGUCAGUGCGAAUAUGAAAUAUUUGCGAAUUUUUCGAUAAUUUACUUCCCGCACUACUUCUCAUUCGAUAAAUAU